AUGAUGAACCGAACGUCCGCGCCUCCCAGAGGUCCGCGAAAUUCGUCUUCCAGCGCAAAAGGUGGUGGUCGCGUGGGUGGUGGUGGAAUCACAAAACGACGAACAGGUCCUAUUCGAGUGGAUAAAGAUGGAGAUUUGGAUAUGGAUACCACAACGGGCGCAAAUGGUCGUAGGGGUGGAAAGAAUGCUAUCGGAGUUUCUGCUCCAACUGGACCACGCGGACAUGGACGACCCUCAAGAAAUACUGGUCGCGGGGGAAGACUCGACCUCGCACGGAAUCCACAAGCCAUCCUCCGAGGUAUGGGAUCGCAAUCGCAACAAGCUAACGUAUUGGUCACUCUCUGGGUCAAAGGUUUGAAGGGAAGCAAAGCAGCUUCAAAUGAUGAUCAAGGUCUUUCGGCACUGGUAUCAUUUCUCGAGCGCAAAGCUGCGACAUUAGAUUCCAAAUCGAAGAGGUCUAUAAGAGUUAAGAAGUCACACAAGAAAGGUGACAUCGUUGUUAUCUCAGUUAUCCCGGAGGACGCAGCUUCUAUCAUGAAGUUGGAUGGAUUUGCAUUUGCUGGAUCCACAAUUGGCGUCCAAGACAGUGAACCAUCGGCGAAAUCAGAGCAGAAGGAGGAGUCUGAGGAGGCUCGGUCAACUCGAGAGAAGAUUACGGCGGUUCUCGCAGCUCGAUACGAUCCUGAUCUCAAGCUUUUGAAUCUCUCUUCUUUGGGACAAGACGAGCAGUUGAAGCAAAUGGGAAUGUUUGAAGAUACCACUAUCGUCUCGAAACUUUUCCCGGUCUUGAUGAUCAUUUGCGACAAAUUGUUCACCACUAGACAAGCUAAGAAGGAUGCCAUAGUCAGUAUUACUUUGACCGACAACCAAUUAGCCGAUGUUUCCUUUGUCACCUCAUUGGCCUCAACAUUUCCCGAUUUAAAGAAUCUCGACCUUUCCAGAAAUCAAUUUGCCGAAUUGGAUUCGCUCAAAUUAUGGCGCUGGAAGUUUCGUCACCUCGAAAACCUCAUCUUAACGGGGAACCCCAUGGAGAUCCUCACUCCAGAAUACACUACUGAAAUUACACGCUGGUAUCCGGAACUUCAACAAUUGAAUGGUGUCCAAGUCAGAACCGUCGCGCAGAUUGUUGCAGAACUCGAGGCUAUCAAAUCACCAUUUCCAAUUGCUAGCCCAGCUUUCCGAGACGUUGGACAAGUCGGAGAGAACUUUGUCAGACAAUUCUUCGGAGCUUACGACAAUGAUCGCAACGCCUUGCUCACCAAUUUCUACGACGCUCAGUCUAAAUUUUCACUGUCGAUCAAUAUGUUGGCAGUUCGAGACCGCAAUCACUCGAUGCCUGUUCCUCCAUGGGCAGCAUACGUCAAAUUUAAUCGAAAUCUUGUCAAAUAUACGCACACAUCUACGAGACUAUCUCGACAAUAUACUGGCAUUGAGACAAUUCAAUCAGUUUGGAGCGAUUUACCUAAAACAAGACACCCCGAGAUCGCUUCACGACCUGAACAAUACCUUGUCGAAUGUCAAACUCUUUCAGGUCUUCCUGAUCCUUCUGGGCAGAGUGCCGCUGGAGUUGACGGUCUUCUCAUUACCAUACACGGCGAAUUCGAGGAGGAAAUUGCCAAUUUUGAAGGCAAAGCUGUUCGUAGUUUUUCUCGAACCUUCAUUCUCGGACCUGGAGGACCCAAUGGACCCCCCAUCAGAGUCAUCAGCGACCUCCUUGCACUCAGAGCUUGGAGUCCUUUGGCUCAAACUUCAGUCCAUGUAACCUCGGCGAUUCAAACAGUACCAGUGGUUCCUACACCCAAUGUUCCACUCAUUACAGAGCAACAAGCAGUACUUGCCGAAAAACUUGCUGUUGAGACUGGCAUGAAUUUAAAAUACUCAGAGAUGUGCUUGACCGAAACGGGAUGGGAUUUAGAAAAGGCUUACAUUGCUUUCCAAGCCAAUAAAGCAAAUCUACCAGCAGAAGCUUAUCAAAAGCCAUAG
Sclerotinia borealis F-4128 is the source of this 1983-nucleotide messenger RNA. The record is from the annotation of a GenBank genome assembly. Lineage: Eukaryota; Fungi; Ascomycota; Leotiomycetes; Helotiales; Sclerotiniaceae.